AGGAAAUUGAGAGGAAGUGCACACAAUUUGUUUUAUAGGACUGGCGCUUGCACCGCGUCUGGAGCUCGGACCAGUGGAAAAGUUAAACCAACGGGUGCUGCAGAGCGAGGGAGAGAGAGAGCUGCCUGUGUCGCAGAGAGACUUCACUACAGACAGGACAGGAAGAGACAGAGAGUGAGAGGGAGCAGUGCUCCACUGGACUUAUACACAGACAUGUCUGCUACUAGAGCUCUGCCCUGCCUCUGCCUUCUACUCUCCAUCGUCCUCUCAGGGAUCGUCUGCCCAGCGACUUCCAUUGGUUUACAUUGGGAACAGCAGUCGGUGAUGAAAGUAAGACCAGACAUUUUGUUUUUCCUCUGCUUGGCUGGUACAGGAUGCACAGCAGGCUUCCAGUUCCUUAUCACAGCUAAAUACAGAGGACCUGUUGUUGUUGCAAACUUUUCCACAUCACCUUUUCCACAUGACUGAAUCAGACGGUCACAUUGGAUAUUAUGUCCAUGAACUGUGCUGAAUGCUUCUUUAGCUAAACUCUAAUGGGUUUUGAUAGUCACUGCAAGAGAGAGAGAUUUGUAAUCAGUCAGUAUGCCUCUUAGACUUUUUUGUGAAGUGCUGGGGUGGUUUGGGUGUGAGAGGAUCUUGCUGUGUGGAUCCAUAUCUCUAGCGCCGCACUCUGGCCACAGUGCUGCGUCUCAACUCUGUGUUCUGCCUGGGGUUGGGGUGUUUGUGGAGGCCCCCGCUGGCCCCCGGUAGAGCCCUAAUGGGAACCAGCUGCCAAGUGUUGAGCAACACAAAUAGAGGGAACACAGCGGGUAGAAAGGGCAUGAGAAACAAUACAGGACAUGCUGCUGACACAUUUAUAGUGAGUAGACUGGGUACAGGCAGAUAUUUCCUGUUUGGGGGCCAAUGGGGGCCCAAAGAAUGGCCAUCUAUCUUAGAGAGAGGCCUUCUAUCUCAGGGACACACAGGCAAAACAAUGUGCCCAGAGCGAGACUAAUGUAAAUGUUGUUAACUACUUUGCAUUGUGUAAGAAGUCACAGAACAAUGAAUUGAAUAGCUAUAUUUAUUUGUUGUUUGCUGAAUUUAAGGCAGGGAGGGGGUGGGUGGAGGGGGGCAGGGAGCAGAUCAGUGUCUAAAUUUAGAAUUGACGAUCUUCUGCCUCUUGUGAAAUUGUUUACUUCUUCUGUGUACAUGAGCAUUCUAAUAGCAGAGUCCCAUGAGGAGAUAGAGGCCUCUCCACUGCAGACAUAUAGUCUCUGCUCUGUUAUUGGAUUAUGAUGAGAUUCACAUGACCCAGCCAGGCCCCUUUCCCAUCCUCAGUAUCUUCCGAGGAGUUUACCACUAAGCCAGAGACUGAAGCCUUCACUAGGGCCAAAGUCAAUAAGCUAUCUGCAUCUUAUUGUGAGGAGGAGUGGGUGCCGGCAGGGAGGGAGAGGGGGGCACAGGGUUUGUUGUUCCUAUUGCAGAGAGAGCGAGUCUGCCACAGCCUCAGACCUGAGAAGAUGUUGACUUUGGACUGAACUCUUGUUUGGAGCCAAUUCUUGUUUUUCUGCCUGAGCCGAGACCCACUGUAUUUAUUCAGCCCUGUCCCAGAGGCAGAGAUAGAGGCAGACUCAUGCUUAGUUUCAUGUAGGCUACAUAACGUAUAGCACUUCUGAACACAUGAUAUGAACAGCUAAUGAUAAAUGCGUACGGACAAUUCCACGAUAACAGAGUGAUGCUGAGACUCAGAUUUUUCACUUUAAAAUGUAUGCCAAAAAAUGAUUGCAAAGUUAAACAAAACAUUAAACUCUGAGCACAAGGAGUGUGAAAAAUCUGAGUCUCAGCAUCACUCUGUUAACGUAGAAUUGCCCAUACCAUUUGAGGUUCAGUCCUUUUAGAAGUGGAGCACAGUGACAUAGUCUUUGGGACAUGCUGCUGCGCAUGAAACAGAGAAAGGCUAUACUACAUGGUGAAUGUCAUCUUUGUUCUCUACAGUAGUGGGCGCACAGAGAAAUAGUUCAGAAAUAGCUCACAUUACAGAGGACAUUUAUAGGGGACCAGAAGGCUACAGAUGUGAAUUGUUACAAUGUUCAUGCCAUUUAGGAGCGGAUUAGAGCAUUCACCAUGCUGUAAAAUAUUAUUGAGGGAUUCAUUUUCUAUAUCACAGGAUUACUCCCUAUACCCAGGGGAAACAGUACCAGAAAAUUGGGGUUUGGUGUUUUAAUUCUGAACAAAAUUAUAUUUGAAUGAGACUCAUUGUGGUCUAAACGAACAGGAAAUAAUGUAGUUAGAUAUUACAUUAAUAAUUAAUUAAUUAAUUAAUAUGCCAUUUAGCAGACGCUUUUAUCCAAAGCGACUUACAGUCAUGCGUGCAUACAUUUUUGUGUAUGGGUGGUCCCGGGGAUCGAACCCACUACCUUGGCGUUACAAGCGCUGUGCUCUACCAGCUGAGCUACAGAGGACCACCUUCAUGGUGCAACGGCUGCUGGGUUGUAUACUUCACACUUCUAAAGGCUAAGUCCCAAAUGGCACGCUAUUCCCUGUUAUAUAUAGUGCACUACUUUUGACCGGAGCCCUACUGUUUUGGCCCUGGUGGUCAAAGUAGUGCACCAUAGGGUAAUAAAAUAAAAAUAAAAUCCAAUUUUAUUGGUCGCGUACACAUAUUUUGCAGAUGUUAUCGCAGGUGCAGCGAAAUGCUUAUGUUUUUUCCAGCUCGAACAGUGCAAUAAUACAAAUAAAUACACAUAAAUCCAAAAAAGAAAAAGAAAGGAAUUUAGAAAAUAUUGAGAAAUAUCAGAACGAGCAAUGUCAGAGUCUGGAAUAUAAAUAUACAUGUAUAUGAUGGUGUGUAUAGACAUUAUGGACAGUAUAUGAAUAGAAAAGGUGUGUACAGUAGUAGUUAUAUAGGAUGAGCCUUGACUAGAAUACAGUAUAUACAGUGGGGAGAACAAGUAUUUGAUACACUGCCGAUUUUGCAGGUUUUCCUACUUACAAAGCAUGUAGAGGUCUGUAAUAUUUAUCAUAGGUACACUUCAACUGUGAGAGACGGAAUCUAAAACAAAAAUCCAGAAAAUCACAUUGUAUGAUUUUUAAGUAAUUAAUUUGCAUUUUAUUGCAUGACAUGAGUAUUUGAUCACCUACCAACCAGUAAGAAUUCCGGCUCUCACAGACCUGUUAGUUUUUCUUUAAGCCCUCCUGUUCUCCACUCAUUACCUGUAUUAACUGCACCUGUUUGAACUCGUUACCUGUAUAAAAGACACCUGUCCACACACUCAAUCAAACAGACUCCAACCUCUCCACAAUGGCCAAGACCAGAGAGCUGUGUAAGGACAUCAGGGAUAAAAUUGUAGACCUGCACAAGGCUGGGAUGGGCUACAGGACAAUAGGCAAGCGGCUUGGUGAGAAGGCAACAACUGUUGGCGCAAUUAUUAGAAAAUAGAAGAAGUUCAAGAUGACGGUCAAUCACCCUCAGUCUGGGGCUCCAUGCAAGAUCUCACCUCGUGGGGCAUCAAUGAUCAUGAGGAAGGUGAGGGAUCAGCCCAGAACUACACGGCAGGACCUGAUCAAUGACCUGAAGAGAGCUGGGACCACAGUCUGAAAGAAAACCAUUAGAAACACACUACGCCGUCAUGGAUUAAAAUCCUGCAGCGCAUGCAAGGUCCCCCUGCUCAAGCCAGCGCAUGUCCAGGCCCGUCUGAAGUUUGCCAAUGACCAUCUGGAUGAUCCAGAGGAGGAAUGGGAGAAGGUCAUGUGGUCUGAUGAGACAAAAAUAUAGCUUUUUGGUAUAAACUCCACUCGCCGUGUUUGGAGGAAGAAGAAGGAUGAGUACAACCCCAAGAACACCAUCCCAACCGUGAAGCAUGGAGGUGGAAACAUCAUUCUUUGGGGAUGCUUUUCUGCAAAGGGGACAGGACGACAGCACCGUAUUGAGGGGAGGAUGGAUGGGGCCAUGUAUCGCGAGAUCUUGGCCAACAACCUCCUUCCCUCAAUAAGAGCAUUGAAGAUGGGUCGUGGCUGGGUCUUCCAGCAUGACAACGACCCGAAACACACAGCCAGGGCAACUAAGAAGUGGCUCCGUAAGAAGCAUCUCAAGGUCCUGGAGUGGCCUAGCCAGUCUCCAGACCUGAACCCAAUAGAACAUCUUUGGAGGGAGCUGAAAGUCCGUUUUGCCCAGCGACAGCCCCGAAACCUGAAGGAUCUGGAGAAGGUCUGUAUGGAGGAGUGGGCCAAAAUCCCUGCUGCAGUGUGUGCUAACCUGGUCAAGACCUACAGGAAAUGUAUGAUCUCUGUAAUUGCAAACAAAGGUUUCUGUACCAAAUAUUAAGUUCUGCUUUUCUGAUGUCUCAAAUACUUAUGUCAUGCAAUAAAAUGCAAAUUAAUUACUUAAAAAUCAUACAGUGUGAUUUUCUGGAUUUUUGUUUUAGAUUCCGUCUCUCACAGUUGAAGUGUACCUAUGAUAAAAAUUACAGACCUCUACAUGCUUUGUAAGUAUGAAAACCUGCAAAAUCAGCAGUGUAUCAAAUACUUGUUCUCCCCACUGUACAUAUGAAGUGGGUAAAAUAGUAUGUAAAGUGACCAAUGUUCAAUGACUAUGUGCAGGGUAGAGUACCGGGUGGUAGCCGGCUAGUAACAGUGGCUAAGUUCAGGGCAGGGUACUGAGCGGAGGCCGGCUAGUGGUGACUAUUUAACAGUCUGAUGGCCUGGAGAUUGAAAAACAGCUUCUGUCUCUCGGUUCCAGCUUUGAUGCACCUGUACUGUCUCCUCCUUCUAGAUGGUAGCGGGGUGAACAGGCCGUGGCUCGGGUGGCUGAGGUACUUGAUGAUCUUCUUGGCCUUCCUGUGACACCGGGUGCUGUAGAUGUCCUGGAGGGCAGGCAGUGUGCCCCCGGUGAUGCGUUGGGCUGACAGCACCACCCUCUGGAGAGCCCUGCGGUUGCCGACGGUGCAAUUGCCAUACCAGGCAGUGAUAAAGCCCGACAGGAUGCUCGCAAUGGUGCAUCUGUUGAAGUUUGUGAGGGUCUUAGGGGCCAAGCCAAAUUUCUUUAGCCUCCUGAGGUUGAAGAGGCACUGUUGCACCUUCUUCACCACACUGUCUGCGUGGAUGGACCAUUUCAAGUUGUCAGUGAUGUGCACGCCGAGGCUUUUCACCCUCUCCACUAUGGCCCCGUCGAUGUGGAUGGGGGCGUGCUCUCUCUGCUGUCACCUGGAGUCCACGAUCAGCUCCUUCAUUUUGUUGACGUUGCGGGAGAGGUUAUUUUCCUGGCACCACUCCCCCAGGGCCACACAGUCAUGGGUGAACAGGGUGUACAGGAGGGGGCUGAGCACGCACACUUGUGGGGCCCCUGUGUUGAGGAUCAGCGUAGUGGAGGUGUUGUUGCCUACCUUCACCACCUGGGGUCGGUCCAGGAUCCAGUUGCACAGGGUGGGGUUCAGACCUAGGGCCCCAUAGCUUAGUGAUGAGCUUGGAGGGCACUAUGCUGUUGAAGGCUGAGCUGUAGUCGAUGAACAGCAUUCUCACAUAGGUAUUCCUCUUGUCCAGAUGGGAUAGGGCAGUGUGCAGUGCGAUGAUGAUUGCGUUAUCCGUGGAUCUGUUGGGGCGGUAUACAAAUUGUAGUGGGUCUAGGGUGUCGGGUAAGGUGGAGGUGAUAUGUUCCUUAACUAGCCUCUCAAAGCACUUCAUGAUGACAGAAGUGAGUGCUACGGGGCAAUAGUCAUUUAGUUCAGUUACCUUUGCUUUUUUGGGUACAGGAACAAUGGUGGAUUGUUUGACCAGAGAGAGGGUUUCCGACAUUAAUGCCAAGUUGCAUUGGGUGCCAUUUGGGACACAGCCUGUCCCACACUAUCCCAUCUGCUGUUUCUGCUCCAUCUUUCCCAGGAACCUCUUGUCCCAUGGGUCUGGUUGUGGUUGCAUCGUCCAGCUGUUUGACCAAUCACAGGAUGUCACACAGCUAAUCAUUCUAAGUCAUUAGCAAUGAAGUGUAAUUAUUCAGCACUGUCAGCAACCAAUAAGACUCUCUGAGUGGACUAGCAUUCUGUAGUGCAAUAGAAUCAUUGUCCAAUGGCCUCAUUUGUGAUAUGGAUCUCUAGACUGCUUACUGUUCAGGACCCAUUCAGAUAAUUUUACAUUAUGCCUGGCAUAGAUUAUAACACCUACUCUAUAGUAUGUCAUCAGUUGUAAUGCAAACAUAUGUGUGGGCACAGAAGGUCAGUAGAAUCGAUUGAACUGACCUGUAGUCCAUAACCAGGACAUCAUAUAACAUCAUAACCAUAUGAUGUAUAGGCCUCAUUUACAGUGUGUAAUAUAGGUCAGGAAUGCCACAGGAAGGAAGGUUCUUUGACUCACGGCCUGCAAGCAAAUAAAUCAAGGGGUAUUAUGCAUCACAACUGGGAGCAUAUCUCUGGAAUGUUUGAGAUGUAUUUGUGCCUGCCACUCUGGACACAGCAUACAUGUUCCACUGACUGGAUGACACAAGGGGGAAAACAUUGCAUUCUUACAGCAGGCCAAUGUGAACAGAGUAGUAUUGUAGGAUCAGAACACUCUUUGAAUGGGGGGUGACUGAAGAUCAAAGGGAUCUGUGGGGGGGGGGGUUCACUACAUUAGGAAACUGUCUUACAGAACAAGUGGCAGAGUGAAUUGGGCAUGAGAGUUCUGUAAGUAACAUUCUGUGAAUGACUGAGAACCAUUAUAAGCAGUAUGCAAGUAUCCAAUAAUGUCAUAAUUUUGUCUUAGUCAAGUACUGUGCUUUAUUGUCACAUAUUAGAGUAGCUAAAUAAGAGAGCACCUUUUUUAUGAAGGAACGUGAGUGUGUUUGAUAAGAGAUAUUGUGAAAAGCAGGGGACCGUUGUAUCCCAUUUAUGACGGACAACUUAAUCCAGCCUUGCCAAAACGAUUCCAGGUGCUGUACUUUCUGAAAUUGCUGUUGUUUCAAGUUUUAAUGUAAUGUGCACAAGUACAGUGAAAUGCCUUUCUUGCAAGCUCUAAACCUAACAGUGCAGUCAUCAAUAACAAUGUAAUACUAAAAAUAACAUAAGGUGGAAUGAUAAAGUGCCUUGUUGAAUGAUAAAGUGCCCCGUUAGCAACUUGGCAUUAAUGUCAGGAAUCUCUGGUCAAAUGUAUUUCUAAUUCUAGAUCAGAUUCAGGGGCAAACUGUACUCUGUUUUAAAGAGCUCGUUCAUGUUCCCUCUCCCUAGGUGUGUGCAAAAGGAUAUUUCCUCAGUAACCAGAAAAAAUGCCUACCAUGUAACUGCAAAGCCCAUUCAGAAACGUGUGAAGAUAUCACAGGUGUUUGUAUAGUAAGUAUUACAUCCAUCCCCUUUAUUAAUACUUAUUAUAAACUGGGUGGUUCGAGCCCUGAAUACUGAUUGGCUGACAACCAUGGUAUAUUAGACCGUAUACCAUGGGUAUGACAAAACAUUUUUUUGUACUGCUCUAAUUACGUUGGUAACCAGUUUAUAAUAGCAAUAAGGCACCUUGGGAGUUUGUGGUAUAUAGCCAAUAUACCAUGGCUAAGGGCUGUAUCCAGGCACUCCGCGUUGCAUCGUGCAAAGAAAGCCCUUAGCCGUGGUAUAUUGGCCAUAUACCACACCCCCUCGUGCUUUAUUGCUUAAUUACACCAUGGGGACUACUUCUAGUCUCUAGAUUACCAUCUACUAUCAUAUCAGUAAUAGAUUUAAACUAUAUUUCACUCUUUACCAUGCAGUCAUGUCAGGACCACACCACUGGGGAUUUCUGUGAAAUAUGUGAGGAUGGAUACAUGCCUGACGUCUCCACAUAUGGACGACACUCCUGCCGGCCGUGCGCCUGUCCCCUCUCUAGCCCCUCCAACAAGUAAGCUAUAGCAUCCGUCCAUCCAGACCCUACUGUUGUGCAGGCCAUGCAGGGAGAGGCCUGUGUGUUGGUGGGCAGAGCUCACUAACUGACAUUCUUUCCGCUAUGUGUCCGGCCAGCUUCGCAGAGCAUUGUGACAGAAGCAGUAACAUCCUACGAUGCAAGUGCCUAGAGGGCUAUGCUGGACAUUACUGUGAGAGGUCAGUGCUGACACAACCUUGGCCAACACCAUGAGUUAACUUCACCAUGGGAGCAAUUACACUCAUUAUCCUAAAUCAGCUCAUAUAGACACAAAUAAAGCUCUUACAAUUUCACUAUUUUAUUUUUUUCCGGACAGAUUAUCAACCUGAACAGUAAAUAUUUAGAAAUGCUUUCAUAUAACAAUGAUGUUUAAGGGUAAGUGAUAAGUAAUUCUAAGUCAAACAAUCAUUGGCAAUCACCUUCCAUCUUCCUCACCCAGAUGUGCUCCAGGUUUCUACGGCAACCCCAUGGUGAUCGGUGACUCCUGUAAGAGUUGUGACUGUAACGGUAACUCAGACCCCAACCACAUCUUCAAUGAGUGCCACAACGUGACCGGCUUCUGUCAGAAUUGCUGGGGGGACACGGCCGGAGCCAACUGUGAACGGUGUGCCCCGGGUUUCUACGGCGACGCCAUCAGUGCCAAGAACUGCAGAGGUGCUUGCCAAGAGUACUUUUAGACAUUACUUAUGCUACUGAGGCCCUUUGCUCCAAUAGGAGCUAAAAGGAAUAAGUCCGGUCAACUCUUCUGUCAAUGCAGACUACCCAUGUAAAAACAUCCAAGGGAAAAAUAGAUAUUCAUAUGAUGUCUGACAAUGAUCCCCACUUGUUUGGAUAGUGAAGCUAUAUCCAGUCAAUUGCCAUGCUCAAUUCUGGAUUUGAACGCUGCUUUGACGUUGCUCUUGGGGUUAAGGACUUACUAUGGAUUUGUCUUCAAUAGAGCUCUAACAAUUUCCCCUUGUUUUGCUCAUAUAGACAUAAGUCAAUCACAAGGCUCUAUCUGAAACGAAAUACGGGAAGGUCUAUUUUGUAUGUUUACACAGUUGGGCAGGCUGGGUAGUGAGAAUUCCUGCCUCUGAGACAGUACAGUACAACACAGACAACCAUGGCCUGUGUAUUAUCUUACGCCAUGUGCACAUCAGUGUAAGAAUAGAGUCAUGGAAAAGUGGUGCAUGUUUACCAAAUAUGAACUUGUAGUUGCUGUCUGUAUGAGAUAAGUCCAGCUCUAGCUCACUUGUAGAAAACUAUGAAGAAUACAACUGUAGAAAUGGGAAAAAUCCCAGUCUACAUCACAAUCUAUUGCAUGAUUUUCAUUUGUAUUUUAGGGCUUUGCUUGGACAGAAAUAACCUUUUUCAUUGUGGCAAUGUCAUGAUUAUUUGACCCGUGCUGUAUUAGCUAUGAGUGCGUCCUGUGUUACAGCGUGCGAGUGCAGUAAGUGUGGAACAGCUUCGUGUGAUGACAGGACAGGGACGUGUCACUGUAAGCCUGGUGUCACCGGCCAACUCUGUGACCAAUGUGAGGUGAGAUGCUCAAGGGCCUUAUCAAGGAGCCAGCCUUACAACCAUGUGGUCACACAAUCACACUGUUGGACAGCUUUUCAUGAGAACAGAUAUGCUCAGUAAAGCAGACAAUAAGAAGAAAGCAGACAAAAUCAUUCAGGCUACUGUGAAUAACAACAACAACAACAACCAAAUGUCUAACAUACUGUAUGUCCAUUGUGUGCUUUAGGAGGGCCACACAGGUUUCAAUAACUGUCAGGGCUGCCAGAGGUGUGACUGUGGACCUGCCGGUCUCCGGCCCACCUGUCAUCCUCUGACCCACAGCUGCCUGUGCCAACCAGGGGCCGGAGGCCGAUACUGCGAGCGUUGCCUCCCAGACCACUGGAACUACGGCCCCUCAGGGUGUCAAAGUAAGUACCGUGUCUGUCUAAUCUUGCUAACCACCCAGACCAGUUGGUCAAAUUAAGAACAGAUAACGUUUUUCUGUAGCUAGCAAGCCAGUCCACCAUUCCCACACCCACUCAUAUAUGAUGUCAGGGAGGCAUCUGCUGUGAUCUGCAACCCCAGGACCAUCUGUACGCAUCUGCACACGGCCACAGGCACUGACUGCAUCUAGCAGCCGACUUUCCUCUGACAUCACCGCCCGCCUAGUCCUCAUUUAUCUGCUGAGCUGCCAGAACCAUCAAUCCAUCCUACAGCCACAAUAUAGAGAACCAGGGAACCGCACUGCAGAUGUACAGCAGCACUCCUCCCAAGUCAAAAGACCCACCAUAGGUUCCAUUAUAUAUUUGGUAUUUGUACUAAGACUGACUCUCCUAUGUCCGGCUGAUAAAGCAUUCAACUCGAUAAAUAGAACUAGACAUGUAAUCAACUGUAGCUAUAUGAAGUGCAUGAGUGUGUGUCUGUUUCUUCACUCCAGAAUGUGACUGUGCUAGCAGCCACUGUGACAUGCACACUGGGGAGUGUCUCCCUGAAGCCGCCACGAUCAAUCUCUGCAACAUCAGUAAGUGGGUCUGGUUAGAAAUCAAAAUGAAUGUUUCAGUUAAUCUUAAACAACCCUUUGUGUUGGAUUUUAGCAUGAUGUGAUGUUGGGGAAAUUACACACAAAUAAUUUGCGUCAUCAUUUGGCUCCUCCCUCCCAUCAGGUUGUGAUGAGUGUAUCUGGCACCUGAUUGGUGACCUGAGGUUGUCCAAUAAGACGCUGGACCAGAUGAGGGUCAGUGUGUUGAACAUCUCCACUGGGGCUGCAGCCAACGACAGGCUCAAGUACUACAACUACACUGCCCAACGUCUGCAGGUACAGUACAACCUCUCUUUCUGCUCACGCUGAUAUAGUUGGGACUCAAGAUGUUUAUACACACCUAUAUUAUCAGUUCAUUCUGAUUUAAACAAGAUAAAUAAGCAGCUUAACUACCUUUUUCUACGACAAAGUCUGACAAAGGAUAUUGGCAAAUAUCAUACACCAACCAACCAACCAAAAAAACAACUAACCAACCAAUACAACAACCAUUGUACUGUGCGAAUCACACAAUUUUCUUCUCUCAAUCCUAACAUGCAUUUACUGUAUUGUAAUAGUAUUGUGUAAGUGUAUCCCAUUACCCCUAUGUUUCGUUUCCAGACUCGGUUUGUGAACUGGAGGAAUAAGUCAGCUCUGAUGAGGACCCAGACUGGGCAGCUGGAGGGGGCCAGUGCUGCUCUACUCUUAGACAUCAACCAUCUGGCAGAGACGGUAAGAGGACACCUUCAUCACUCAUCUAACUCACUCACACUCCUCUUCCUCCCUCCUUUCACAUUUCUCUGGAGGUUAAAUAAAGUCCAAAUACAAAAACCAACAUAUAGUUCAUUCAUACUAACUCAAAAAAAAAUAUUGCAUGCUUCGUAAACAACCGGUGUAGACUAACAGUGAAAUGCUUACAGGUUCUUCCCAACAAUGCAGAGAGAAAAAAAUUGAAAUAAUAGAAAAAUAUAAAAAAUAAUAACAUGAGGAAUAAAAACACAAUGAGUACAAUAACUUGGCUAUAUACAGGAAGUACCAGUACUGAGUCAAGAGUGCAAAAAGGGUCAAUGCAGAUUGUCCAGGUAGCUAUUUGGUUAACUAUUUAGCAGUCUUAUGGCUUGGGGGUAGAAGCUGUUGGUUCCAGACUUGGUGCAUCCAGAACCAAAUCUCCCACUACUCGAUUUAGCAUUUUAAUGUUAACGUCUGUCACGAGAGACUAUGGUUAUACAGUUCAGUUAGCUUACCUCUCAGAGCCAUCAAAUCUGUUUUAGUUGAGCUUGUAGUGGUAGUGUCCAGAAUGUGUCAUUGAUUUUUGUGUUCUGUGGUCUUAACUAUGUCAUUGAUCUGUGUGGUGUUUGCUGUGGGCCAGGAGAGUGCAGUGAAGUUCUUGGGGGAAAGAGUGGAUGAAGACACAAUAGAGAGUGUCACUCUGGCUGACGAGCUGACCACUAACCUCACCACCCUCAACGUGCUGAUUGAAGGUAUUGUUAAGCCUGCUAAAGAUACACUACUAUGCCUCUUUGAGUACCGUACACCUCCCCCAUUAUUCAUAAUGCUUCUAGGUAUAAAUAUUGAUAUAUGAUAUCCAAUUACUUUUUAAUCUCGCCUUGCCUUAAGAUUUAAAUCCAAAUCACCUUUGCUGUAUUUCCUACUGUCAUCCAUUUAUCAGCCCUUGUUUAUGAGGGUGCUUUUGGUAGUGGAGCUUCAGUCAUAUCCCAGAGCCAUAUCCCAGCCUUCCUUCACCCUGCGCUCUGUGUCGUGUUUGUGUCUCAUAGAGAUGAUCAGUGACUGGGAGCUGUACAGUGUCCAUCAGGACCUGGACCCAGAGAUCAUCAGACAGAAGACAGCUAUGGCCGAGGGCAUGGUGGCCUGGAUGAAGAAACUGGACCUUUCUCCACGAGAGCCCAUUGCCACCGAUGAGUCCACCGAGGCCCACGACCGUGAGAAAAAACGCACACACUCACACACAGACACAUCUACACAAAGAAACACACAUGCUAUAGACACGUUAUAAUGGAGAGGUAGAGACAAGCUUUGUGGUCCUGUGUAUUUACAAAUGUGUGUGUUGUCCAGUCCUUAGACGCAUGCGUCAACUGGAUAAGAACCUGAUCAGUACGGACAGCCGCGUGGCCCCGGUACGGGAGGUGCUCUCCCGCUUCACCAACAAGCUCUCUGAGGCCCAGGAGAUCCUCCAGAAGGCUGCCAACACUGUCCAGGAGACUGAGGACAUGAACAAAGCCAACACCGUCAAAUUCCAGAGGAGUGAGGUAACUUCCCACGACACUGGGGUCAGCUUGGCCCAGAGCGUGCCGCCUGGAGCCUCUCCUCCUGCCUCCCCAAAUGCCCCUAGCCGACUCCCAGACUCCCUGACUGCCAGCCUCUCUGACUGCCUGGCCCUCUGACUCUCUGGCUGACUGACUUUAUACUUCCCCUACUGCUUGCCUGACUCCCUGGCUCUCUGCUUGUCUGACUCCCUGGCUCUCUGCUUGUCUGACUCCCUGGCUCUCUGCUUGUCUGACUCCCUGGCUCUCUGCUUGUCUGACUCCCUGGCUCACUGCUUGCCUGACUCCCUGGCUCUCUGUGUUUGUCAGCAUGGUUUCAUUACCACAGCUCACUCUGAUAGCGCCCUGCUAAAGAGAUCAGUGCCGUCUGCCUUUAUCUUCCCUCUGAAUGUUGCAGGAGUUCAGCUUGACUUUAUCACUGGAAAACAACUGUCCUGCUCCUGCAAAGGAAUAGACCAGAUAUUCUCUCUCUGCCAUACAGUAUGUGGAUUGUAGUUGUUCCCAAAGCCUGCCUGAGAACUCAAUUACCCAUGGUAUUUAGUAGUAGAGAACAGUAAAACAGAAACAGCUGUUAGGGAUUGUUAGGAGGCACAAAGUGUGGGGUAGAUACAUUGCUGCACAACACAAUCAUAACCCCAUAGCCCAUUUUAAGAGGAUAUGCCCCUUAGAGUUGAAUACCCACAGCUGCUUGUCAUUUAAUGGGUUAUCAUGUGUACAGUAAUUUUGUACAGCUCCUUAACGUUUCCUCAGUCUGAGGCUGUCACGAUCUUUGACUGAUGAAGAGACGGACCAAGGCGCAGCGUGAUAAGCGUACAUUCUUUAUUUAGUACACACACGAACCAAAACAACAAACGAAACGAUACGUGAAGUCCUAGGUUAUACACAAAAACCUUACAGAACAAGAUCCCACAAAGUAACAUGCCAACAGGCUGCCUAAGUAUGGUCCUCAAUCAGAGACAACGAGCUACAGCUGUCUCUGAUUGGGAACCACCCUGGCCAACAUAGAUAUAAACGAUCUAGAACAAAAGCAUAGAAAAUGUAACAGAAACUCCACACCCUGGCUCAACAUUUAAGAGUCCCCCGAGCCAGGGCGUGACAGAGGCAUGAGGCUAGUUAGACAACUGAAAGAUUUUCCAUAAAGUUUAUAGAUCCCAAAUACAAUACAACAGGCCUAUUGUUCCUAUUCAUUAUGGUGUGAAAUCCUGAGGGAUUGCGAUUCUAAUUUAACACACAAACUGGCCCUGUUGUCAUGCCCAAAUUGACAUUAUGGGCCCAUUGUGGUUGUGCUGCAGUGGAGCCUGGAGCUAGGCGCAACCAGCUGCUGCAGUGAAGGCUGGAGCUAGGAGCAACCAGCUGCUGCAGUGAAGGCUGGAGCUAGCUGAAAAUCAAUUCCAUGAAUGGUGUACUGUCCAAACAGGAGGCCUACCAUAAUCUGUGGCUCUUUCUUUCCACAGCAGAUUAGUCAACAUGAGUCAUGGCAAGAGAAACACAGCCAGGGUUACUAUGGGGGAAAGAGAGUGUUUACUGUACCAUACUCAUAACUGCUGUCAACACAUCUCUCUCUUGCCUCUUUAGGGCAAAACACAAGUUGUUAAAGGGAGUGCUAUAAAUUAAAUGUUGAUGUUCUGCAUCAAUUAGGCUUGCAGCUUUCAUUUGACAUUUGAAAGUAUUCUACUUAUGAUGUAUGUACUUUUAUGAUAUGGGAGAGAUACAUAACCUGUACUCUCUACACAAUGUAUAUUCUCGGUACUAUAAACAGAAAUAUAUGACUGAACAUCAGGCUAGCAUACAGUACUCAGAGUAUUCACUAAUCCUGUCCACUCUCUCUCCCAGGCCAAGCAGCAGGAGCUGAUAGAGAACUACAAAGCUGUGAAUGACACCUUGCAGAUGGCUAAAGACCUUAUAGUGGACACUGAAAAUACUGUGGCCGAGAUGGAUCUCCUUGUGCAGGUAAGGCCUGUUCUCGGCCUGUACACUCUUAGGAAAAAGGCUUCCAAAAGGGUGUUUUGGGUGUCCCCAUAGGAGAACCCUUUUUGGUUCCAUGUAGAAUCCUCUGUGGAAAUGGUUCUACAUGGAACCCAAAAGUAUUCUACCUGGAACCAAAACAGUUCUACUUGGAACCAAAAAGGGUUCUUCAAAGGGUUAUCCUAUGAGGACAGCCGGAGAACCCUUUCAGGUUCUAGAGAGCUCUUUUCUUCCAAGACUGUACACACCAUAGUCACUAUUAACCUGCUAUGCCUGAAAGCUUUGUGUUUUGGACCCCCUCAAUGAGGUCAUCAUGUAAUUAUGAUGGAUUGCAACGUUUCAGUUCAUGUGUUGAAUAUGGCCUGACAGGGAGAGUCCCAUGUACUGGUCCAUGCACUUAAGAGUAUGAAUCCAUAACUAAUUUAACAGACAGCCAAAAUGAGAGACUUAUUUUUUGAAUGGCUUUGGAUCUAAAAAGCCAUUGCGUCUUUGAACAAUUCCCAUUUAAGUCAAUUGCCUCUCUAUUGGGUUACUCAGUGGGGAAAUAGAAUAAUUCAGAGGUAACAUUGUCAGUUAAGUCCUGGAAUGGGGUCUGUGUCUGUGUAGAACGUGACUGAGUACCACGCUGCGAUCGAUGGCGCAAGCAAGCGGCUGCAGGAGAAGACUGAGGCGCUGUCCCUGGCAGACAGAGACCUGGUCCAAAGAGCCCAGGACCACGCAGAGGACCUCCAGAGUCAAGCGGAUGAGCUGGAGUAGUGAGUAGUAGUGAUGUUACAUAGUAGUGAUCUCAUCACGGCAUCACUCUAAACAAUACACUAUCCUCCUUAGUCCAUUAUAAAUGCACAUCACAUUGUAGAACCAACCAACUACUAAACACGACUACACUUGAAUAUCCUGUACUCCAUUAUAAUGGACACCACAUUCAAGAAACAAAACCACCACUGAACAUGUUUAUCCAACACUGAUCAACACUCAGUCACACAUUACUUGAAGCACAAAUGAAAGGCCACCCUUUAAUGUACAGUAGUGGUACCAGUUAAAAGUAGGCCUUAUCCUCAAUGCUUUACAAAUAUUCUAACCAGACACUGAUUUUGUUGUAUGUUUCUUUUCACCUAGUAAUCUGAAACGAAGUGAUGCCAAUGGAUUCGUGCAGAAGGCUCUGGAUGCAGCCAAUGUGUACAACAACAUAGUCCAGUAUAUCGAAGUGGCCAACAUCACUGGACUGACAACAAUGGAUUUAGCAACAAGAGCUGAGGAUGUAGGUUGUCUGAAAUGCGCAAUUAGCUACAUAUCAUAUAUUUAGGCUAGUGUACAGUGAUUUUCACUUGAUAACCUAAAACUGUGCUGUCUAUGGCAGGCCAGCACUGGGAUCAACACCCAGCUGGGGUUUCUGAAGACCCAGAGUGACAACAUCUUCAAGGAAUCUGUUUCAUUGCGCUCUGAGCAAUUCGGUAUGACACAUUUUCUGGUUCAGCAUUGUUUGAUUACUGUUAGAGACUAGCUUGUACAGGUUCUCCUCAAUGAUGAUGCAUGUGUGAAUUAUCUUCACAGAGGUUGAAGCUGAGGUUCUGGACAAGAUUAAAUACAUUGAGGAGACCAAGGAGACCAUGGAGGACAACACCAAAAAACUAGCUGUAGUACUGAAAGAUAUCAAGGGAAUUGAGCCAGGUAAAACACAUUCUUUUUCUGGCCCAUAGCCUAUCUAGGGUCUCUGACAUACACGUCAUUGUAUUCACCACCCUUCCAAGGUUUCUCUCCUCAUCUCUGUAGUAAAAAAAAAAUUCUGAAUUCCACUCUGACCUUCCAGACAGAACCACCAAGCGUCUGGAGCUCACCAAGGAGGUUGCUGAAGGCACCCUGAACCGCUCAGUGGAGGUCCUGCAGACCAUCACCCCCAUCCACGAGAAGGUAGAGGAGUGGGCCAUCAACAUGAAGAACCAAGAUUACUCUGCUGCAGCCUUCGACCGCGCUGUAGUCUCCGCUGGGGAAGCAGGUACAGUACACUCAUUCAGACCGCAGCAUUUCAAUCCUCAACAGAGAAGACUUAAUGACCAAGCAUUACACUCAAACUAGCAAGUGUAAAACUGAACAGAGAUUCUCCGAAAAAAUCCCAAAGGAAGGAUAGAGAGAAUUGAUGGAUAUUCUAACAUGUUAGUCCACAUGACUAGAGUUGUAGUCACAGAGAUAUACUGUAUCUCUAUGGUUGUAGUGGCUUAAUAGAAAAAAGUGGUUGGAAUAUUGUUGUAAAUCUAUGAUGGUGUUUUUAGUGGAGAACCUGUCUGAGCUGGUCCCUGAGCUGCUGGAUAAGCUGCGUGUGGUGGAGGAGAAGAACCCAGUGAACAAUGUGACCACGAACAUCAUGAGGAUCAGAGAGCUCAUCGCCCAGGCCAGGAGUGUGGCCAAGAAGGUCAAUAUUUUCACCUUAACAAUCACUAUAUCACAACCGAAAUGUACUUUCAACCACCUUUGAUGAGCAAAAUCCUUUAUAGUCUCAUGUUACUAUAAUCCCAAGUCUUGUUCAUAAUCAAGCUCGUAUGACACAGAUAUAUCAUGUUUUGUUACACCAUAGGUCCAAGUGUCCAUGAAGUUCAACGGUCAGUCGUCGGUUCAGGUGCAGCCCCACACCAACCUGAAGGACCUGAAGACAGUGACCACCAUCAGCCUGUUCAUCAGGGUGGACCCAGAUAAGGACCCUAUCGAGGACCGCUUCAUCUUCUAUCUGGGAGACAGAAACGUGAGGAGGCUCGGGGGAGAGGGGGGACAGGGAAUAGGGGGCGGGGAUGGUGCUGGGUUCAGCAGCUUGGCUCUUCUCUAAAGCAGAUAUGUUUGUCCUGUAUAGCCAACUCCAUGGGAGUUAGCCAUACAGCAUAAACACAUCUGGGAUCAGGAUAGCAGCAUACACCACAACAGCCCCUGUGUCGGACUGAGGCAUUGUUCUGUUGUGUGCAAGAAGUGGGUGGGUGGGAGGAAAGGGGUGCAGAAUGGCCCAGAUCUGCUAUUGAAACUUCCCAGACUUGGACCCUGAGGACAGCCUGAGAUAAAAGGGAGAGGAGCUUGUGUGCAGAUGAAUGGUUUGUUGUCAUCAUGUGAGCAGGAGAGGCCUUUGAGAGCAGACGGUUGCCUUUUUCGAAAGGUUUCCAGGAAACCCCUGUUGACAAUAGUGUGUGCCACUGCCUCCAAAGUCGGGGAUCCUUUACAUGAAUGGCAUUACCCCCCACCCACAGGGGCUUAAUGACAGCAGGGCAGAUCACUCCUCUCUGGGCCUCUCUGUUCUCUUUAACGAUGCUGCUUACCCUGGUGAUUCUGCCACUGCUGUAAAUGAUGCAGUGGUGUUGCUUAGUGACCAUUCGUUGGUUUUAUAAAAACAAAGAUUUGGACGCUUUGCUUUUCCUGAAAAAGAGUGCAGGCAGGGAUUCCAUAUUACAGUACAUGCAUUAUAUGUUGUCUAAAACCUGUAACCUUGGUAUCUGUGCUAUAUAUCAAAUAGGGUAGGAAGGACUACAUGGGUCUGGCAAUCAAGAAUGACAACCUGGUGUACGUCUACAACCUGGGAGGGGAAGAUGUCGAGAUCUCACUUGGUUCGAAGCCUGUCAGCCAAUGGCCUCCAGUCUUUAACCUCAUCAAAGUGGAGAGGUACAGUAGAGUAUUUCCUAAGAAACAGAUCCACACAGAUAGACUAUCAUAUUCUGGUAGCAGAUCAGUUAAUGCUUAUUAGACAAUAGUUUUGUCGUGUCUGCUGUCAUGCCAUACAUGUAUGCCAUCAUGACUGACAACCAAUGAUAAAGGACAUACAGCACAGAUCUGCGACCAGGCUAAAGGUCGUCCAUCCAUUCACACGGUCAGUACAUCUGUCUAGUCUAACCACUCACAGGGAGCUAGGAGGCUGAUCUGCCCAUGCAGGAGGUAAUGGUGUUGAUGUGACUGAUUAUUCACGCUGCUUUGUGUCUCUGUUUUGACAGGCUGGGCAGACAUGGCAAAGUGUUCCUGACCGUACCCAGUCAGACAUCCACUGACGAGCAGAAAUUCAUUCAGAAGGGAGAAGCCUUUGGCACCGACUCCCUGUUCGAUCUGGACCCUGAAGACACUGUCUUCUUCAUGGGUGGCGUCCCCGCUGAUGUCAGGGUACAGCAUUACUUUCUAACAGGAUAUGACAUCAGUCUCUGGUCAGAGUUCUGUGGCAUUGGCUAAUGCAUAGCAGACCGUUGUAUCAUACAGUGUUGAUGUAACCUGUACUUCACUCAUGAACCAUUGACACAGCAGGAUUGAAUCUGUAUUGCAAUGAUUCUGUAUUUACUCUUCCCUUCCAAGAUAAGAUUCUGAAUGUUGUUCAUUUGGUUUUCUUGUAGCUUCCACCUGCACUCAGCCUAGCUCCUUUCGUGGGCUGCAUCGAGUUGGCCUCUUUGAAUAACGAUGUCAUCAGUCUGUACAAUUUCAAACAGACCCACAAGAUGGAUGUAGUUGCUUCAACACCUUGUCCCAGGUAUGAUAUACCACAUCUUGUCCAGACAUUUUUGUUGGGAACUUUAGAUAUUACCUCUGCCUUUAAAUAAUCUACAUCUGAGGCUUGUUCAGACAAGUCACUUAAUGUUGACUUAAAUCUAACAUUGUUUUCUUUGCCUUAUCAGGUAUAAGCUGGCAUUCUCACAAAGUCGUAUCGCCAGCUACCUGUUUGACGGAACUGGAUAUGCCCUCAUCAACAACAUGGAGAGGAGGGGUAAAUUUGGCAUUGUCACCCGGUUUGACAUUGCUGUUCGGACAGUAGCAAACAACGGCAUCCUGUUACUCAUGGUCAAUGGGGUAAAUAUAGCAACAGAAAUGUCACCUUUAUAUUUGAACAAGCAACACAGUCAGUGAUGCAAUGCUAUGACUUGCAAUGCUUCAGAGAGCAUAGAGAUUUACCAAUCAUUUAUCUUCAUCAUGUAACUGGGAUGAAUUACAAAAAAAUGGUUCAAUCCUUCUUUCCAGGACAACGUCUUCCUGUUAGAGUUGAAGAAUGGCUUCCUACGUCUCAUGUAUGACUUUGGCUUCAGUGGAGGCCCAAUCGUCAUGGAGAGUAACUCACCCAAACUACAGAUCAAUGACGCAAGAUACCAUGAGGUAAAUAUAAAUCAGCCCAUUCUCUUUGUGUCUGCAAGGGUGUGCCUUCUACAACUGUGAGAUGUGAAUAAAAUAAAUGUCCUCUCAACAGUAAUCUAAUCUACGCAGUUUUUUUUUUAAUAGGUGUCAGUGAUCUAUCAUUACUCCAAGAAGAUCAUUCUAUUGGUGGACAAGAGUCACGUGAAGUCCAUGGAGAACGAGAAAAAAACUCUGCCCUUCUCCGAUAUCUACAUAGGAGGAGCCCCCUCGCGCAUUCUCCUCUCCAGGUGAGUUAUCCAACCAACACCACACACAUGCACUUCCUCACACCAAUCCAAGGACCUUGAGAGAGGUAUAACCUUGAAAGAAUAGUUUACAAUGGUAACACAAUAUCAACAGAUUAUAACAUUGGCAUUAGACUGAGUACAGCUAUGCCCUAUGAAACUAUGAGACUGAGACCAUGAGCCCAUUCCCUCUCCUCCAGGCCUGAUAUGUCCUCCCUGGUGGGGCUGAAGGGGUGUGUGAAGGGCUUCCAGUUCCAGAAGAAAGACUUUAACCUCCUGGAAGAACCUGGCACUAUUGGCAUCAGCAGCGGUUGUCCUGAGGAGUCUUUUGUAUGUACUGUAGUCCAAAUGAAAUUCUAAGCAUAUACAGUACAGAAUCCACUGAAAUACAAUAAUUGGCAAUGUCCCUGUUGUGUCUUGAUUUGUAACAGAUGUCCCGUAAAGCCUACUUCACUGGAGAGAGCUACCUGGGGUCUGCGGCAAAGAUAUCUCCUUUUGACGCCUUCGAGGGAGGCCUUAACUUCAGAACACUGCAGCCUACUGGUCUCAUGUUCUACCACAGCGAAGGGGUAUACUGAUGUAUUCUUAAAUCAAGAAUGCUCUCUUUUUUUUAUAUGAGUUCCAAAAGGAACUACAAAGGAAAUACAACUGUUAUAAACUCUCCUCUGUCUUUCUCCUUCAGUCUGAUGAGUUUACCAUCUCCCUUGAGAAUGGAGCAGUGGUAUUGAACUCCAGAGGCACCAGGGUCAAAUCACAGAAGAAGCAGUACAAUGAUGGAGUGACCCAUUUCCUGGUAGCUUCAGUGAAUAAUGACAAGUAAGAAUCCAAUGUAUGGCUCCCAAGUACCAUGUGCUUUUAUAGAUUGCCCUGCUGUUAAGGCAUUUUGAGAUUUCUUCAUAUUUUAAAGGUUUCUUUAAAUAUAGAAUAGGCUAUCAUUAUUCAUUGCAACAAUUGCCUUAUUAACCAUCUAAUUCUAUCCUAGAUAUGAGCUGGUGGUGGAUGACAAAGACAAGCAUGAGAAGAAACGUCCGACUACUGCCCCCUCAGCCUCCACAGUGAAGAACUUCUACUUCGGAGGCUCUCCCAGCAGCAGCAUGAAGAACUUCACUGGCUGCAUCAGCUAUGCCUACAUCAGCAGGUCACACUCUCUCACUGCCACAGCACUCAGACCAUAUUAGAAAUACAUAGACAGGAUUGUAGGAAGUGGCCCCAUAGCCUAAUGCAUUUGAUGUAACGGAUUGUAAUGGAUUGCAUCUAUAUAGAGAAGUCACUAAAGUCAUUUUAUGGGGGAGCUGACCUCAUCCACCGCCAGUGGAUGCUGAAUGUGUUUCUGUAAAGAGUAUUUUCUUAGCGAGUGAACAAGUCCAAGUUUGCACACUGUUAGUAAGCCUGUUUCCUUUCUCCAGGGACUGCUGUUAUGAGAGCAUGCUAAAUGGUCAUUUGGCUCAGGUUGGUUGGUGAAAACCUAGCUGCCUAGCUUUAUCUAUGAGAGGAGGAAAGCCAGGCUCACAAAUAGAGCUGCUGUUGAGAGCUGAGUGGGAGGACAAGGAGUUUGUUUCCAUGGAGACAGAGUUCUGUGUGUGUGAGUAUCUCUAUGGCUCUUAUGUCUUUGGCACUAAGUUGCUAGUCUCUCUCCCUUCAGACAAGACAGAGACAUUGAGCCAGAGGACUUUCAGAAGUACACUGAGAAUGUCCAGACCUCUCUGCAAGACUGCCCUGUGAAGCGACCGCCCGCUGCCCUGCUCUCAAAGCAAAGCAAGGACUCUGCCAAACCCAAGCCGGGCCAUACAAGGAAGGUAUAAAGACAUACAUUAAUUUCCAUACAUGUCAAUGAACCCAGUUUGCUACGAAAUGUCUAUUUUCAUUUUUAUUCAUGCCCGUCUUGGUAUAAUCAAUGCAGAAGGAGUACAUAAUUCAUCAGUGAAUAUUGAACUAGAGGCAUGCAUGUAUUGACCCACUACUAAGUCAAGUAACUUCCUUUGUCUCUCAAAGGUGGGCAGAGAUAAGUCCAACCUCCCACAAGGCCUGUUGGGACUGAAGAGUGAUGACCAGGAGCCAGGAGAGACAGAGGAGACGCCCUGCUACCUGUCCCCCAGGCCCCGUGCCACCCGCCACGCCUACCACUACGGGGGCACUGCCAACAGUAGGCAGGAGUUCACAGACAUCCCAGGGUCCCUCUCUGAGAGGUAAGGCCGGGGCUGGGAAGAACACUGUGGGUACAUAGGUUGACCAGAAGUCAACCAAAAGGUAAAUCCUGAACAUGAACUCCACUUUGGUUUCUUGGUCUAAGUACUAGUCACAUGCUCUCUGGUCUAAGUACUAGUCCUUGUGCACCUUCCUCCACCAGGUCUCACUUCUCCCUGUCCCUGAAGACCCAGUCCUCCUUUGGCAUAAUCUUUUAUGCAUCAGAUGAGGCGGAGGACAACUUUAUGGCUCUCUUCCUGGCCCAUGGCAAGCUGGUGUACACAUUCAACCUGGGUCAGCAGAGGGUCAAGAUCAAGAGCCUGGAGAAGUACAACGAUGGAGCAUGGCACAAUGUAAGUAAAUGUACUUAUUCCCCAUUAUCCAUACUAAAAUAUAUCACUUUUACCUCUGACAUCAGUCACAAAUACAGUAUACCAGACCUGGGAUAUCUAUAGUUUUAACUAUGCCUUAUAAAACAUUUAAUUUUAAAAAACGGGGGGGAAAUAGUUACUUUCGAGGUGACUACAACUAUUUGAAUACAGAUCCCAAAAAAUGACUAUCUCAGAAGGUAACUACUUUUGUAAACUAUUUGAAUACAGAUCUGUGCACCUCUACUUUUCUUUUACCAGACAAUUAUCAUAAUCCAUUAGAUAAUUUGUAAAUGUUCACUUAUUUUUUAGCUAGUCUGUAUAAAAAAAAUAUAUACUGUAUAUGACCAUUUCAUAAAUGGUAUAAUUGCGUGCUAUUAAAGCAUUUUGCAAACCCGCUCCCCCCGUCAGCCCACUGCUUUAAUUGGUGUAAUGUUAGCUAAAAACCACAAGUGUCUAUCCAGAUAAUGAAAAGGCACCCACGAAAGAAAAAUCAAGGAACUUAUAUUUACAUUAUAUUUGCGUCGUGCAUGAUCAUGAGCAAAAUCAUUGUAGCCGAUCAUUUCACUUCCCUUGUGAGAACCAUGAGCACGGGCUGACUUGGCUUUGCUGUACCGCAGCAGAAGCCUGCCAGCAGCCUACCUACCAAAGGUUGCACCAUGUCCAUUACAAUGUAGAAAGACACAUAUCAGCUAUCUUUCAAUAGUUAUCCAUAUUACCGGAGCUUCAUCUUAUUCUUUCUAACUAUUUCUAUGGUGGAUUCGCAAACGCAAUUUAAUGAAAAUGCCAAAACUUUGGAGAUAACAAUAGAUGGUGAAGUCAGAGAUAGGCCAGUGGUGUCCAUCUGUGGUGAAGUUUUCCCUAAAUCAAUGCUUAUGACAAAUCCAGCGUGAGAACAAGCCACAGAGCCAGCUGGAUAAUCUUUUGAAUAUGGCGUAGCAACAACAAAUAAUAUUAGCUAGCUAGUUAAGGUUAGCAAGAUAGCUAGCUACACUGACAGCUGUCAGUGCCCUAUUUGUUGAUGUUUUAUCAACCCCACGUGGAUAUUCCCCACACCCAGUGUGUGAAUAUAUAUAAGUUGCCUUCGUCAUUCUUUGGAGGUGGAACCUAAACGUGCAUUUCAUCUCUAGGACAGGAAAUGACGUCGAAAUAGUGGUGGUAACUUCCUCUGGGGGGGGGGGGGGUCUUUUAACACCUACAGUGAGGGGAAAAAAGUAUUUGAUCCCCUGCGGAUUUUGUAUGUUUGCCCACUGACAAAGACAUCAGUCUAUAAUUUUAAUGGUAGGUUUAUUUGAACAGUGAGAGACAGAAUAACAACAAAGAAAUCCAGAAAAACGCAUGUCAAAAAUGUUAUAAAUUGAUUUGCAUUUUAAUGAGGGAAAUAAGUAUUUGACCCCUCUGCAAAACAUGCCUUAGUACUUGGUGGCAAAACCCUUGUUGGCAAUCACAGAGGUCAGACGUUUCUUGUAGUUGGCCACCAGGUUUACACACAUCUCAGGAGGGAUUUUGUUCCACUCCUCUUUGCAGAUCUUCUCCAAGUCAUUAAGGUUUCGAGGCUGACGUUUGACAACUCGAACCUUCAGCUCUCUCCACAGAUUUUCUAUGGGAUUAAGGUCUGGAGACUGGCUUGGCCACUCCAGGACCUUAAUGUGCUUCUUCUUGAGCCACUCCUUUGUUGCCUUGGCCGUGUGUUUUGGGUCAUUAUCAUGCUGGAAUACCCAUCCACGACCCAUUUUCAAUGCCCUGGCUGAGGGAAGGAGGUUCUCACCCAAGAUUUGAUGGUACAUGGCCCCGUCCAUCAUCCCUUUGAUGUGGUGAAGUUGUCUUGUCCCCUUAGCAGAAAAACACCCCCAAAGCAUAAUGUUUCCACCUCCAUGUUUGACGGUGGGGAUAGUGUUCUUGGGGUCAUAGGCAGCAUUCCUCCUACUCCAAACACGGCGAGUUGAGUUGAUGCCAAAGAGCUCCAUUUUGGUCUCAUCUGACCACAACACUUUCACCCAGUUCUCCUCUGAAUCAUUCAGAUGUUCAUUGGCAAACUUCAGACGGCCAUGUAUACAGUGGGGAGAACAAGUAUUUGAUACACUGCCGAUUUUGCAGGUUUUCCUACUUACAAAGCAUGUAGAGGUCUGUAAUUUUUAUCAUAGGUACACUUCAACUGUGAGAGACGGAAACAAUCCAGAAAAUCCAGAAAAUCACAAAUCCAGAAAAUCACAUUGUAUGAUUUUUAAGUAAUUAAUUUGCAUUUUUAUUGCAUGACAUAAGUAUUUGAUACAUCAGAAAAGCAGAACUUAAUAUUUGGUACAGAAACCUUUGUUUGCAAUUACAGAGAUCAUACGUUUCCUGUAGGUCUUGAACAGGUUUGCACACACUGCAGCAGGGAUUUUGGCCCACUCCUCCAUACAGACCUUCUCCAGAUCCUUCAGGUUUCGGGGCUGUCGCUGGGCAAAACUGACUUUCAGCUCCCUCCAAAGAUGUUCUAUUGGGUUCAGGUCUGGAGACUGGCUAGGCCACUCCAGGACCUUGAGAUGCUUCUUACGGAGCCACUCCUUAGUUGCCCUGGCUGUGCGUUUCGGGUCGUUGUCAUGCUGGAAGACCCAGCUACGACCCAUCUUCAAUGUUCUUACUGAGGGAAGGAGGUUGUUGGCCAAGAUCUCGCGAUACAUGACCCCAUCCAUCCUCCCCUCAAUACGGUGCAGUCGUCCUGUCCCCUUUGCAGAAAAGCAUCCCCAAAGAAUGAUGUUUCCACCUCCAUGCUUCAUGGUUGGGAUGGUGUUCUUGGGGUUGUACUCAUCCUUCUUCUUCCUCCAAACACGGCGAGUGGAGUUUAGACCAAAAAGCUCUAUUUUUGUCUCAUCAGACCACAUGAACUUCUCCCAUUCCUCCUCUGGAUCAUCCAGAUGGUCAUUGGCAAACUUCAGACGGGCCUGGACAUGCGCUGGCUUGACCAGGGGAACCUUGCGUGCGCUGCAGGAUUUUAAUCCAUGACGGCGUAGUGUGUUACUAAUGGUUUUCUUUGAGACUGUGGUCCCAGCUCUCUUCAGGUCAUUGACCAGGUCCUGCCGUGUAGUUCUGGGCUGAUCCCUCACCUUCCUCAUGAUCAUUGAUGCCCCACGAGGUGAGAUCUUGCAUGGAGCCCCAGACCGAGGGUGAUUGACCGUCAUCUUGAACAUCUUCCAUUUUCUAAUAAUUGCGCCAACAGUUGUUGCCUUCUCACCAAGCUGUUUGCCUAUUGUCCUGUAGCCCAUCCCAGCCUUGUGCAGGUCUACAAUUUUAUCCCUUAUGUCCUUACACAGCUCUCUGGUCUUGGCCAUUGUGGAAAGGUUGGAGUCUGUUUGAUUGAGUGUGUGGACAGGUGUCUUUUAUACAGGUAACGAGUUCAAACAGGUGCAGUUAAUACAGGUAAUGAGUGGAGAUCAGGAGGGCUUCUUGAAGAAAAACUAACAGGUCUGUGAGAGCCGUGAAUUCUUACUGGUUGGUAGGUGAUCAAAUACUUACAGUGGGGGAAAAAACGAUUUCUGUAAGUCUUCACAAGGUUUUCACACACUGUUGCUGGUAUUUUGGCCCAUUCCUCCAUGCAGAUCUCCUCUAGAGCAGUGAUGUUUUGGGGCUGUCGCUGGGCAACACAGACUUUCAACUCCCUCCAAAGAUUUUCUAUGGGGUUGAGAUCUGGAGACUGGCUAGGCCACUCCAGGACCUUGAAAUGCUUCUUACGAAGCCACUCCUUCGUUGCCCGGGCGGUGUGUUUGGGAUCAUUGUCAUGCUGAAAGACCCAGCCCCGUUUCAUCUUCAAUGCCCUUGCUGAUGGAAGGAGGUUUUCACUCAAAAUCUCACGAUACAUGGCCCCAUUCAUUCUUUCCUUUACACGGAUCAGUCGUCCUGGUCCCUUUGCAGAAAAACAGCCCCAAAGCAUGAUGUUUCCACCCCCAUGCUUCACAGUAGGUAUGGUGUUCUUUGGAUGCAACUCAGCAUUCUUUGUCCUCCAAACACGACGAGUUGAGUUUUUACCAAAAAGUUCUAUUUUGGUUUCAUCUGACCAUAUGACACUCUCCCAAUCCUCUUCUGGAUCAUCCAAAUGCACUCUAGCAAACUUCAGACGGGCCUGGACAUGUACUGGCUUAAGCAGGGGGACACGUCUUGCACUGCAGGAUUUGAGUCCCUGGCGGCGUAGUGUGUUACUGAUGGUAGGCUUUGUUACUUUGGUCCCAGCUCUCUGCAGGUCAUUCACUAGGUCCCCCCGUGUGGUUCUGGGAUUUUUGCUCACCGUUCUUGUGAUCAUUUUGACCCCACGGGGUGAGAUCUUGCGUGGAGCCCCAGAUCGAGGGAGAUUAUCAGUGGUCUUGUAUGUCUUCCAUUUCCUAAUAAUUGCUCCCACAGUUGAUUUCUUCAAACCAAGCUGCUUACCUAUUGCAGAUUCAGUCUUCCCAGCCUGGUGCAGGUCUACAAUUUUGUUUCUGGUGUCCUUUGACAGCUCUUUGGUCUUGGCCAUAGUGGAGUUUGGAGUGUGACUGUUUGAGGUUGUGGACAGGUGUCUUUUAUACUGAUAACAAGUUCAAACAGGUGCCAUUAUUACAGGUAACGAGUGGAGGACAGAGGAGCCUCUUAAAUAAGAAGUUACAGGUCUGUGAGAGCCAGAAAUCUUGCUUGUUUGUAGGUGACCAAAUACUUAUUUUCCACCAUAAUUUGCAAAUAAAUUCAUUAAAAAUCCUACAAUGUGAUUUUCUGGAUGUUUUUUUCUCAAUUUGUCUGUCAUAGUUGACGUGUACCUAUGAUGAAAAUUACAGUCCUCUCUCAUCUUUUUAAGUGGGAGAACUUGCACAAUUGGUGGCUGACUAAAUACAUUUUUUCCCCACUGUUUGUCAUGCAAUAAAAUGCAAAUUAAUUGCUUAAAAAUCAUACAAUGUGAUUUUCUGGAUUUUUUAGAUUCCGUCUCUCACAGUUGAAGUGUACCUAUGAUAAAAAUUACAGACCUCUACAUGCUUUGUAAGUAGGAAAACCUGCAAAAUCGGCAGUGUAUCAAAUACUUGUUCUCCCCACUGUAUGUGCUUUCUUGAGCAGGGGGACCUUGCGGGCGCUGCAGGAUUUCAGUCCUUCACAGCGUAGUGGGUUACCAAUUGUUUUCUUGGUGACUAUGGUCCCAGCUGCCUUGAGAUCAUUGACAAGAUCCUCCCGUGUAGUUCUGGGCUGAUUCCUCACAGUUCUCAUGAUCAUUGCAACUCCACAAGGUGAGAUCUUGCAUGGAGCCACAGGCCGAGGGAGAUUGACAGUUCUGUUGUGUUUCUUCCAUUUGCGAAUAAUCGCACCAACUGUUGUCACCUUCUCACCAAGCUGCUUGGCGAUGGUCUUGUAACCCAUUCCAGCCUUGUGUAGGUCUACAAUCUUGUCCCUGACAUCCUUGGAGAGCUCUUUGGUCUUGGCCAUGGUGGAGUUUGGAAUCUGAUUGAUUGAUUGCUUCUGUGGACAGGUGUCUUUUAUACAGGUAACAAGCUGAGAUUAGGAGCACUCCCUUUAAGAGUGUGCUCCUAAUCUCAGCUCGUUACCUGUAUAAAAGACACCUGGGAGCCAGAAAUCUUUCUGAUUGAGAGGGGGUCAAAUACUUAUUUCCCUCAUUAAAAUGCAAAUCAAUUUAUAACAUUUUUGACAUGCGUUUUUCUGGAUUUUGUUGUUGUUAUUCUGUCUCUCACUGUUCAAAUAAACCUACCAUUAAAAUUAUAGACUGAUAAUUUCUUUGUCAGUGGGCAAAUGUACAAAAUCAGCAGGGGAUCAAAUACUUUUUUCCCUCACUGUAACACUUUGUACUUUUUUAAAGACUUUUAACAUAGCCCUGUUGUUACCUCAUAUCACAGCGAUGAUGCCUUGCAUUACGCCUGUGAAGAAAACACUUCAAUUUGCUCAACUUGCCAUUGACUCAACCAUUGGCUCAACUUACCCCAUGGCCAUUGGCUCAACUUACCCCAGGGCAAAACAUUUGACUGUAUUAGUCCACACAGCUACAAGCAUGCACUAUCAUGCUAGUUUUAGGACCUCAUAUUGAAGCUUAUAGAGACCCCAACUGAACAAUCAUAAAAGUAGCUACUUUUGUUUAGAUACGAGCAUAAUGAAAAAUCUGUUUUUUGGACCUAACCACUUUUUCCAUGUGGUUUCUUUCUCCAUAUACUCCAUAAAAUAAUGACUUCCUAAAUAUUUGGUCAAAUUAUUAAUUUUGUGUAUAAUUUCCUAGAAACAAGGGUGGCUCAAUUUACCCCUUUGGCUCAACUUACCCCACUCUCCCCUACAUAACUAUAUAAGUCUAUAUUAAGAUAAACCACUAGUUUUUAGCAGUGAAAUACUCCAACACUUCAGUGUGACAGCCCUGUUCUGUCUCUCCUGCAGGUUAUUUUUAUCCGUGAUGGGAAUCUAGGCCGAUUAGUCAUUGAUGGGCUGACAGUGCUGGAGGACAGAGCUCAGGACUCCAACGUUUCCUGGCACGUCAGCAGCCACCUCUACUUGGGAGGGGUGCCCCCAGGGAGGGCCCAGAAGAACAUACAGGUAAGAUACACCCCUUAACACCCAGGGGUAGUACCAGUCAAAAGUAGUGCACUUACUAUAAAGGGAACAGGGUGCCAUUUGUAGCCUAGUAGCCUGGCAAAUGGAGCAGAAUGUGUAAAAAAGUUUUUACAGUGGAAUUCUGGAAACACAAAGCCUGGCCAAGAAUGUUGAAGUAGGAUAAAAUAGUUAAGAUCCUGACCUCUCCAAACAGAGCAUUGCAAGAGAUGUUUGGGCGAUUUAUGGUCCUCUAGUCUUUUCUGCCAUUAUAUGUUCACACUGGGAGCCAUCCAAGUAUUUUCACUUCAGACUGCUGUCUUCAGACGAUACGGUUCCCACAGAGAACAGAAAACCACCAACGUGACCCCUCUAUGCAAGACCGCAUUUGUUAGUGGAACAUAUUUUCCACAGACUACCACUCUACUCUACUACCAUGGUAGUACCACUCUACUACCACUCAUUUACGCUUCCCUGUGCUGUAUUUGUCUCCUAUAGAGAAACUCUGCGUACAGCUUCACUGGCUGUGUGAAGAACCUCCAGCUGAACGGCCAAUGGCUGUCCUCCGUGUCCCAGACCUUCGGGGUGACGCCGUGCUUCGAGGGACUCUCCGAGCCGGGGAUAUACUUCUCCGAAGAGGGGGGAUAUGUCGCCUUGGGUAAUACACCAACACAUAUGAUUCUCCUCAAGGCCCUUCUGGCUUCAUACUGUGGUUGAACCAUUAAAGAUUAAUUAGAAGUAUGAUACCAAAGGAAAAGCUUGUGAAACAUUGAUUUGCUGCAAUCUUCAGGACAUUGUAUCGUUGUACACUGUUCAUUUUGGCAGGGCCUGGAACUGUUUGGAAACAAUGAGUCAAUUAUAUCACACGCCAUGUUAUAUUUCCUCUGGAAAGAAGACAAAACCCUUGGGCCGCUCACCAAUCACCACACAGACAGGGAAGCAGAGAAGCUGUAGUCAGGAUAGGGGAAUACGAUAUCCCCAGUGCAGCUGUGGUGAAAAUUUGGCCUGGUGGAAAAGUCGAGGGCACGGAGGAGAGUUGCAGACCCAAAGGUCUUGGGAGCCGAGCUGCAGCUGUUUGAAUGAGCGCAGAGCAAUUUCACACCCUACUGUGGCUGGCUAAGUUUCACACGUGUACAUACCUCAUUUGGCCGAAGGGCAGUGAAAUAUUCCAGGUUACAGACGUUAAAGGGGAGGGGGGUUGUAGAGCAGACUUUGCUAGAACUUCUCUUUCCGUCCGUCUCACUCAGAUGACACGUUCAACCUGGGGCUGAAGUUUGAGCUGGUGGUAGAGGUGCGCCCCCGUGUGGCGUCAGGGGUGCUACUGCACGUGUACACAGCAGCCGAGGAGUACCUCACCAUGUAUAUCCAUCAAAAAGCGGUAAGCCACUAACACAAAGUAAUCUGUAUUAAUUUGCUGAUUUUCUAUUAGUAGAUCUUGGACUUGUCAUCAAUGUAAGUGUUGUUCUAUGCUCACAGGUGGUGGUGCAGGUGAACAAUGGAGUUCGUGAGUUCUUCACUCAGGUCACUCCUAGACUAGGCCUGUGUGAUGGGAGCUGGCACAGGGUCACAGGUAAGAGUAUUCCCUUCAGUGCACUGACUGCCCUGAUUUAAACAGGAUGGGACCAUGAUUUAUUUACACUGAUUGGCCCAUGUUAUAUAGGUUUGUGACGAUACCAGUAUUGCAAUGUUUUUUCCAUGGCAAAAAAGAAAAGAUUAAGCAGGUUUUAUUAUUUGGUUCCUUUAAAAAUCUGCUGUAAGUAAAAUAUUGUGUGAUAUAGCUUGGAAAAUAAACAAAUAUGACUGAUGACAACAUAAUGAUGUUUGUUUCCAACAUUAGAGCUGUUUUCCUAAAGAAGUUAAAUCCGCUUCAUGUUUUGUUUUCCUGCCACGAUACUAACGAGUAUCGCGAUACUGGUAUCAUCCGGCCCUAAUGUUAUGCGCAGUGACUGAUAACAAUGUGUUCCUUCCUGCCUCCUCUGGUUCACAGUGAUCCGAGAUGCCAAUGUUGUCCAGCUGGAUGUGGACUCAGAGGUCAAUCAUGUGGUGGGACCACUCAACCCCAGCGCCCAGAGUGCCAGGACCCCUGUGUUCAUUGGUGGAGCACCAGGUCAGUGGCAAGGCCAUACUCAACUCUCAUACUAGUUGUUAAACACUGCCUAAUCCCUGAGAUCCCAUCUACAAAUCACAUCCAAACUGUAACAACUUUGUAUAGGUUGCUGAAAAAAAUUACAAAUACAAAAGUACCUAUACUAUACAAAAAAAUCAUAUGAACUACAUUACAGCUAUAGGUAGUUUCACCCAAUUCCUUUUAAUGCGGUGUCUUUGAACAGAUACAGAGGCUGUUAGCAGUAACGAGUGUGUAUAUAAUGUUGUUUAUUAUCUAUCGUCCUAGAAUCUCUUCUUCCAGAGGGCGUUGCGACUAGGAGGGCCUACACAGGCUGUAUGAGGAACCUGACUGUGAACGAGAGCCAAGUGAGCUUCAGCAAAGCUGCCCUGGUCAUCGGGGCCGUCAGUGUGGGCUCCUGUCCAGCUGCCUAAAGGGCCUGUCAUAACCAAUACAGUCCAGCUCUCCAGCAACAAGACUGAACAAAUUCUGCUUCAUAAGUAGUUUCCACACUGUCAAUAAAGUGUUUUAUUAAAUUGUCUAUCCUUGUCCACCAACGCAAGGUUUGUUGUUCUUUAGUCAAGAGAAUGACCCAGAAAUGUAAACCACCCUCCCAUAUGAAUUAGUCUAGUUUCACAUGAGAAAAAAAAAACUGUUUUCCAAAGGUUCCCAGUGAUUUUGUUUCUUUCAAGGACUGCAACAUGUUGUGAUUAAGGACCACUGCAUUUCCAGUGCUCAUAUUAUAGCCAACUGAAGAAGGCUUGUAAAUGUAUCUUCAUUCUCUUAA
Molecule: messenger RNA, 31890 nt
Organism: Coregonus sp. 'balchen'
Lineage: Eukaryota; Metazoa; Chordata; Actinopteri; Salmoniformes; Salmonidae
Source: the annotation of a GenBank genome assembly